This is a messenger RNA of Formica exsecta, 1564 nucleotides long. RefSeq lists its product as uncharacterized. The record is from RefSeq and is a predicted model, not a curated record. The transcript is spliced from 2 exons. NCBI's taxonomy places the organism in Eukaryota, Metazoa, Arthropoda, Insecta, Hymenoptera, Formicidae. Bases 1053 to 1526 code for a protein of 157 amino acids.
CUGUAUACUUAUAGAUAUAUAUAUCUGCACGUUGUAUCGUCGUGCCAUAACUAUUACGCUUUAUCUUUGGCGUCAUCUCGCGUUCUUUCUCUUGCUCCUUUUUCUCUUGAAUGAAACCGGUUACUGCCACAAGCGACACUUGAUACAUCGUUGAUGAGGAUCAGCUUCAGCACUUCCGCGUUUCAAUCCUCAAAUAUUGUUAUUUUAUUAUAUUGAUAUUAUCAAAUUUCUUUCUUCUCUUUUCGAUGAUGGUUUUGAAUAACUGCAAUAAAGACAGGAGAAUCUCUUGAUUGAUGAAAUUGUUACAGGUCCCACAUAUCUUCUUGAGACCAUAUAUAUAUUUAACUCGCCGUAAAAUGAAUAGUUCCUGAGCGACUGAAAAUAAAAAUGAUGAUUUUGUUAGUUUUAUUUUCCAAUAUCAAGUAAGCUUAUAAUAAUUUUUUAAAAAUAUAUCCUCGACUUUUUACGAGAAUUUACUAAUAAUUGAAUUACGAAUAAGGAUGAUGAAGUACGAAUCUAAUCACAUUCGAGCUUCGGAAACUUCCCUCAAAUUUUCACGUAAAUUGCAAGUGGUUUACGGCAUAUCAACAGUGCUGUGACGAGACACAUGCCGUUAGCAGCAGGUCGCUGUCAGCUCCGCCGAGGUUCUUGAACUUUUCCAGGGAUCCGUUUCCAGAACCGACCGAAGGAAGGCUGUUCGAAUCGCCCAGGUGGGGAUCGGAAUCGUCUUCUGGUACGAGACAUCGCCCGGUCGUCACAUCUCGGGCAUCCUCCGUAUUGUCCGGACACGUCGUUCUCCAACGUUAUUUCGCUCGCUUUCGUUACAUCUCCAGAGAUACCCGGUCCUAUCCAAUCGCAUUAUAAAAGUUGCAAAAAGUGGUCGGCUGGUCUCGAGUUCACGUUCGUUGAGCCGGAGAUAACUUGGCGAAUUCGGCGAUCCAAGAGAGAAUACCUUGAUUUUCUGGACUUGUCCAGGUUCUCACAAUCAAAGUUGAACAGAAAACAAUUUUUUAAUUUAAUAAAAUCGGGAGGAGUUUGGAAACAGAAGACCAAUGUUAUCGAUCAACAUGCGUAUAUUCAAGACUGUGUUACUCAUCGCUUCCUUUGGAACGAGCGUUCGGUGUUUACCCGUCACCGAGGAGUCGCCCAAAGCUGAAGUCUCCUCCUCGGUGAUUCCGCAGGAGACAACGACGGCCGCGUCGAUUUCCGAUACCACCGAUUACUAUGAUCAGCGACAGAACGGAACCGAGAACUAUCGUAUCCACGUAGACGGUGUGGUAUUCGUAUUUGCACCGGUCGAGGCACUACUACUCAUGGCUGGCGGGACCGAUUCUAAUUUACCGAUUUCCAACCACAGUGAAUCUGCAAUUCAGUCUAUUGGCGACAGACCCAAUGCCGAUGGCAUCCACAAUAAAACCGAAUCAGCGAUCUCGAAAACAAUACAUAAAUCAGCUUUACGAUUGACGAAUCUCUUGGCGCCCUUAAUACAUCGCAUACAUCACGAACGAGGCAUAAACGUGCAUUAAAACAGCUCUUCAAUACUCGCUUCAAUAUGCAAUAGUGU